Messenger RNA from Naegleria fowleri, 555 nucleotides. RefSeq lists its product as uncharacterized. The coding region runs from base 1 to 555 and encodes 184 amino acids. The record is from RefSeq and is a predicted model, not a curated record. NCBI's taxonomy places the organism in Eukaryota, Heterolobosea, Eutetramitea, Acrasida, Naegleriidae. The transcript has a single exon.
AUGCUUUCUCGCUCCUCGGAGCCAACCGAUAUUCCUGCUGGACCUCGGGGUGCUCUCAUGUUCUUUGUAUUGAAUACUGUCUUGUUUUCAGGAGUUCUCAUUACGAGUGUUGUCUGGUUUUGUAUCAGUUUGAAAACCGACGAUAGCUUUUCAGUGCAACAAAUUGCUCGAGUGGAGAAUGCCCGAUAUGAAACGAUCGUGGUGAAUACCUCUUCAAUAAAUUCGAAGGCAUGGAUUCCGAGAAAUGAUGAAGAUUCUUCUGAAGUUUGGUAUCGAGCAGAGGUGAGAUAUUUGAGUAAUGAAGAGCAAACUUCCGAGAGGACAGCCCUCACAACUCCCUUUUUAGCUUCGCAGUAUUCCAAUAUUCAGAAUGGUUCUGUGGUGUUUUGUUAUUCGAGCCGAUCCCCACUCCUUAAAGGAUAUUGCUCACUAGAAAAUGGUAGUCAUUUAUUCAGCACGUGGUUUGUUUUUACCUUUUUUUCUGGGCUAGGUUUUGGAAUGUUUGGGGUCUCUUCGUUGUUCCUGUCUUCUCCAAGAAACAAGAAGAAGUCUUAG